CUCGCUGGUAGAUAAUGAAGAGCACGCAGCUCAGCUGUGAGCAUUUGGCAUGUGUGUUUCCACGCAGGAAAUGAUUCCCACGCGCACUUGACGCAACGGGACAACCAUCAGGUGAAGAGGUGCCAGACGAUUCUAAUGUCAUCGCUACGCGAGAGAGUCGAUACGUAACGAAGAUCCGGAUAUGGGGAAGACUACUAGGGUAGUCGUUUGUGGGAUGAAAGGAGUCGGCAAGACCGCCCUACUGGAGCAGCUCAUUUAUGGAAAUAUCAGCGCGAAGAAGGAAAUCCAUCCCACAAUCGAGGACAUUUAUGUCGCCAACAUUGAGACUGAUCGUGGCACAAAGGAGAAAGUCAGGUUCUACGACACAGCUGGACUUGAAUCUUUACAGAGCAAUGUAAACAAUCAGCAGCUUCCACGACACUACCUUGGCUUCGCUGACGGGUAUGUCCUGGUAUACGACACUGGCAAACCUGAGUCUCUCGACGUGCUCUUUCCGCUCAAAAAGGACAUCGAUAAGAAUAAGGAUAAGAAGGAGAUAACUGUGAUUGUAAUCGGCAAUCGGACAACGAAAACCGAUGCCGUGCUGAAUAAUUUAGAAAACACUGCGAGUAAAGCGACUAACUGGUGCACUAGAGAAAAGAUUAAGCAUUACGAGGUAAAUGUCAUGGAUAGGUCUACCCUGUUCGAGGCAUUUGUAUAUUUAUCAUCCAAGCUGAACCCUCCCACUAAUAAAAGUACAUUUUCACAACUAAGUAUGGGUAGAAAGACUGUCAAAACCGAAGCACAGUGAUGCAUGACAAUUCAAUGGCAUUGUAUAAACAUUAAGGUAGUUGCAAUAUAUGAGUCCUUUGUGAAUUUCGUACUCAGGUAUAAUGUAUUUAACAAUGGCGAAAUGCCGCAAUAUGGAUGUGCUUUGAGAUCUCAA
Messenger RNA from Pogonomyrmex barbatus (red harvester ant), 925 nucleotides. It is a transcript of the gene kappaB-Ras, whose product is annotated as NFKB inhibitor interacting Ras like 1. Gene Ontology annotation, biological process: negative regulation of canonical NF-kappaB signal transduction; Ral protein signal transduction. The record is from RefSeq and is a predicted model, not a curated record. Gene Ontology annotation, molecular function: GTP binding; GTPase activity; GTPase activating protein binding. NCBI's taxonomy places the organism in Eukaryota, Metazoa, Arthropoda, Insecta, Hymenoptera, Formicidae.